CAAGAAGGUCUGGUUAUGGCGGGGUAAUCACUCUCUCUCUCUUCUUCUUCUUCCUACUACUAAACCUAGAUAGCUAUUAAACGUUGAAUUUCUCAUGUUAUGACCGAUCCAAUUCCAGAAUCAUUCAAUCAAUCAAUAUCAAGUUCAAACGGCGUCAUCAAGUCUUCACUGGAUUCGUGUUAUGAUGAAAUAUAUGAUUUCCUGUUUCAGCCUAAAGAUUUACACGAUGGUAUACUUAAUAAUAUCAAUCAGGAUUUGGUUGAUCCAUUUGAGGAGAACAUAUCUGAUUCAGGAAUCUCGUUUGCUGAAUAUUCUUCUGUCGAAUCUGUUGGACUUGGACAAGCCCUUUCCAUCAAGAACGAGGGAAGGAAGGAGAUAACUGAUAAUGAAUUGGAAAUGGGAUUUGAGAUGUAUGAGUUUGAUUUCUUCAUAGAAGAUGGUCACUACCUUGAACUGAACGAUCUGUUAAGCCCUUUAUCAUCAUCAUCAUCAUCGCCUGCUCCAAGUUCAGACAGUACAAGCUCUCUGUGUAUGAACUCUGACUAUUACUUUGAUUCAUUGGGUUAGAUUUGGAUGAUGUUUCUGUCAUAACAAC
This is a messenger RNA of Impatiens glandulifera, 595 nucleotides long. RefSeq lists its product as uncharacterized. The transcript is spliced from 4 exons. Bases 100 to 567 code for a protein of 155 amino acids. The record is from RefSeq and is a predicted model, not a curated record. Lineage: Eukaryota; Viridiplantae; Streptophyta; Magnoliopsida; Ericales; Balsaminaceae.